GGUGGGAUACAGUGACAGAAGCACUCAGUUGCCACUGUGCUCAGCGGAGUGAGAUAAGUGGAGGCCUUUCAUUUCACUCCGGCUAUGUUGAAGCUACGCGCAAUGAGGGUGAGGUGUCCCCUCGUGCGAGAGUGCAUGGCCGAAUUUUUGGGAACUUUCGUCUUAAUGCUCUUUGGCUGUGCUGCUGCUGCACAAGUAAAAACCAGCAAUGAGACUAAAGGCCAGUUUCUAUCUGGCAACAUGGCCUUCUCUGUGGGAGUUAUGUCAGCCAUGUAUCUCACCAAGGGCAUCUCAGGUGCCCAUCUGAACCCAGCGGUGACCCUGAGUUUCUGUGUUUUGGGGAAGGUGUCCUGGUCGAGGCUCGUGCCCUAUUCCCUCUCCCAGGUGGUGGGGGCUUUCGUGGCGUCGGGGGUUGUCUAUCUCGUCUACUAUGAUGCCUUAAUGACUUUUAGUGGAGGAGUGUUGACUGUGUACGGCAGGAAUGAGACUGCCUCAAUAUUUGCCACAUACCCCUCUGACUACCUUUCUGUGGGCAGAAGUUUCUUUGACCAAGUAGUGGGCACCGGCAUGUUGCUGUUGUGUAUCCUGGGUUUGGAGGAAAAGAGGAACACCCCGGCUCCCUCUGAGCUGGUUCCUGUUGUAGUGGCAGCUGUCGUUCUGGGGAUCUCCAUUUCAAUGUCGGCUAACUGUGGUGCUGCCAUAAAUCCUGCUCGGGACCUGGGGCCUCGCCUCUUUACCCUAGCUGCAGGCUGGGGGACUGAGGUCUUCACGUGUUACAACUACUGGUUCUGGGUACCAUUGGUGGCUCCGCUUGUUGGAGGCGUUUUCGGUAGUUUGAUGUAUCUCAUCUUUAUCGACUGGCAGCUGCCUGACCCAGACCAACUUGAGAGGAUUUCCACCAUCAGUGAAAAACUUGCAAAAAAGGAGAUGAGUUAAAGGCUGUGAAUUUUUAAAGUUUAACGCUGAAACUACUUUUCUACUGUUAGAAAAAACAAAAAGGAAUAUCUUCUUUCAAAUGAUGUAGCUGUUUGCUCCUUAAACACAGCCAGCAGAGGUGUGUGUCAGUCAUAAGAUAAAGCUGUUUGUUUACAAUGAAAUGUGUGUUUAGUAUAAUAAUCACUGUGUGUCCUUUUUUGACUUUGUAGCUGGGAAAACUGCUAGCAUGUUCAUCUCGUUGUAAAUCAGAUAUAGAGGACUGUGUAGAUUUAAACAGUGAAAUCCAUCUUAGUCCACUGGCUGGUCUAUUGUACUCCCCUCUGCUGUUUUAACGCAUUCACAUUCUGGCAUUUCAGCCUGCAAAUAUUUCACUUUUAUAGAAAACAACACCAAAAAUUCAUACUUAGCUAUGACUUAAUAUUUGUGAAAAGGUUUUACUUUUAUUUUUUUUUCCGUUGUGUUUUAUUCCCCUGUUUUAUGUUUUUGUUUUUUUUUUUUUUCUUUUUUGUUUAACCCGUGUCUUGUUUCCCCUUGAUGAUAAUUAUGAAUUUUAUACAUUAGUCUGUCAAAAGAUGCAUGUAGUAUUUGAGGGACACUGUAGAUAAGUUUUUUUCAGUGUUUUUAGGUUUCUGUGCUCUCAUAAAGGAGAUAUCUAUCUAUAGAGAGAGAGAGAGAGAGAAUAAACAUAUAUAUACAUUAUUUUAUGUAAAUUGAACAAAUUAUUCUCAUUUCAAACUACUGAGGGAUCUAGGAGGACAUUAGAGGAAAAAGCAUGACCUUCAAGGUCUGCGUUGCUUCUCCAUUUCACUUUGUUCUGUUGUGUAUUAAUUAUGCUACCUCAGUGUUUUUUGCUGAUGGCAUUAAAAACAACCCUCACUCCCAAGACAUGUUGGGAUUCUGUGCAAAAUGAAUAGAGUGCAAUGAUUUGUAAAUCUUGUAAUGAGUGCCACCUGGAAGUUUGCUGCUCUCUGUCAUGUGAUUGGCAGAGAAGUCUUGAAAGCACACUGAGGAGGGCAAGGCAGCUCUCAUCUGUGGAAGCUCCGAGACGAUGGACUCGCUCUGGCAUGAGUGAGUUUGUGCUACAGUAAAGGACUUUUAGAGCUGGAUCAAAUGAUGACAAGUGUUUAUUUAUUUUUUAACAUGUGUCUUUGGGCAUUUGGGUGGUGAGAUUAAGGGUUUGGUUGUUUGUUAAGAUUUAAAAAAUUAAACUGACGUCCGUUUCAAGUGUUUUUUUCAAACAUGUUUUGCGGCGCUCAUUGAAGUGACUUGUCUUUUUAAUUUUCUUUCUUUUUUGAGUUGUACUACAAAAAACUUGGAUUGCUAAUUGUGAAGACAAAUCAACUUUUUUCUCUGACACUUGUCUUUCCCUAAAUCUGCUACAGGUGACUCAUAUCUUUAAUUCUUGGCAGGACUGAGACCCAACUUGCUUGCAGUGUAUGUACCCACAGGUGAAUGAAUUAAACUGACUAUUGGCAGCA
Messenger RNA from Maylandia zebra (zebra mbuna), 2414 nucleotides. It is a transcript of the gene aqp10a, whose product is annotated as aquaporin 10a. Lineage: Eukaryota; Metazoa; Chordata; Actinopteri; Cichliformes; Cichlidae. Gene Ontology annotation, molecular function: water channel activity; urea transmembrane transporter activity; glycerol channel activity. Gene Ontology annotation, cellular component: basolateral plasma membrane; plasma membrane. The record is from RefSeq and is a predicted model, not a curated record. Gene Ontology annotation, biological process: water transport; glycerol transmembrane transport.